Molecule: messenger RNA, 609 nt
Organism: Ostertagia ostertagi
Lineage: Eukaryota; Metazoa; Nematoda; Chromadorea; Rhabditida; Trichostrongylidae
Source: the annotation of a GenBank genome assembly
UUUUCAGUGUACUACUCUGGUCACGGAGCUUACCUAACGUCACAUUCUACGAGGAAGACACUAGAGCAAAAUUCAGCAGUAGCAUGGACCAUUGCAUGCCUUUGCAUGAUUGUGGGAGGCGGAAUAUUGGCAGCAAUCUUCUCAUGGAACACCGAUGCAGUCAUACCUCUGGCUGUGAUGUCGAAUGUUACCGAAAGCUUGCCAAAACAUGGCGCUGCCUAUCGUCAAUUCUCCGACCUCGAAAUACGUAUGAUGUACGGUGCAUUCGCCGCCGUAACACUCUGCGCUAAUCUCAUUUUCGCUUUGACGCCAUCACGUGAAAUUGAGGGUUGCAUCGAAGGAAAACAUACGAGGGCCAAGAGUACUUUCCGCGAGGAAAUGAAUCUGAUCCGGAAGAUUUUCGUCGACAAGAGGAUGAUCACUUUGUCGCCUCUUUUCAUCCACCUAGGACUUUACACGCCUUUUUGGGUGUCCGUCUAUCCAACGUCAUUGGUAUUCACCAAAUCGCUCUCCGCUCAUGUUUAUCUACCAGCUUUCUACAGCUUGGCUGUUGGAGUGGGAGAGGUUGUCAUGGUAGUAAUAAUCAGCACAAUGUCGAAGGCGAAUUAA